This is a messenger RNA of Chrysoperla carnea, 2036 nucleotides long. RefSeq names its product zinc finger-containing ubiquitin peptidase 1-like. The transcript has 5 exons. The coding region runs from base 78 to 1991 and encodes 637 amino acids. NCBI's taxonomy places the organism in Eukaryota, Metazoa, Arthropoda, Insecta, Neuroptera, Chrysopidae. The record is from RefSeq and is a predicted model, not a curated record.
UAAUAGAAUUCAAAUAAAUUAUCAAAUUUUCUUAAUGGACAUCUAAGAAUUUCGAUUAUAAACAAUACACGGAAAUCAUGGCAGCAUCGAAUAUCCCUGACGAUCAACUUAGUUUUACAUGUGAAAUAUGUGGUGUCGAAAAUUUAAGCGAAGAUUCAAUGCGAACACAUACCAAAGAGUAUCAUAUCGAUGGACAUGGAUCGUGUCCGUUUUGUGAUUUGGCUGCUGGUAAUCUUGAGGAGCUAACAUUACAUGUUAAUCAAGUACAUUUGGAUUAUUUAACACCGGAAAAUGAGUUAUUAACAUUUAUCGAUGAAGAUAACACACUUAGCCAUGAUGAUACAGAUGACACACAUAAUUGGCAACUCGACGACGAUUAUGACGAUGACAAUAAUAAAGGGGCACACGGUGUAGCUGGGGCAACCGCUUCGCACGCUACACACAAUGGAUCAACAUCAUGUAACAACGUUAAUGUUGGUCGUGGCUAUGGUGGGGGUGGCGAAGGCUCUCCAUAUCGAUCACAGCUAGCGUUAAAAUUAAAGCAUAACGCAUCCGAAAUGUUGGGCGGCGGAAGCAGUGAUAAUAAAAGUCCACAGUUACAGUGUCCUUUGUGUCCACAUCGUGGUGAGAAUCCCGCACGCCUCGAGGAGCAUAUAAAUCGACAACAUUUCGAUUUAACAUCACCGAUGUUAUCGGGUUCAACUAGCUCGAUGGCUACUAACGGUGAAUUAGCGUCGUAUCCAUGUCCGUUAUGCGUGCGCUCAUUUCAAGCAGCUAGCGAUUUAGAAUUACACGUAAACAUUGAACAUCGUGACGUUCUUAGUCCAGGUUGUCCACAACAAUCGUCCCCACAACAGUCUUCGGUGGCUGGUGCGACAACCCCAACAACCACCAGUUGUCCUGUUUGUGGAACGCUUUUAGGAGCAUCCGAUGUUGCACGGCACGUCGAAGAACAUUUUCCAACGGCCAAUGGAAGUGCCUCCGGCUGUGAUGAUUCACGGCGCGAUGCGCAACGUGUUCGUGAACAACAUGAAUUCGAUCUGUUACGUGCUCAAUAUGGAAUGGAUAAUCAAGGUAAUUUCCGUGAACAAAGUGUUGCAAAUAUGCAACGCGCUGUUUACGCUGGUGAAAUGAGUGUAGCUGAUUAUUAUGAACGUCAAUUAGAAUUACGUGCGGCCGAAAGUUAUGGUGUCGAUGAUGGCAGUUCAAUUACAAAACAUAUUGUGCAAAAAGUACGAGCGAUUUUGGGCCCAGAAUGUUUAACAUGUACCUAUGUGGAUCAUUAUGCUUCAAGUUAUGGUGAUCGUGGCUGGGGAUGUGGUUAUCGAAAUGCUCAGAUGUUGUUGUCCUCAUUACUUACGCAUACUGGAUAUAAUGAUUUGUUGUAUCGGAAGUUAUGGACGCCACAAGGAGAGUUACCACCUCGUACUGCAGUUCCUAGUAUUUCAAGGCUACAGGUGUUAAUUGAAGCCGCAUGGGCACAAGGAUUUGAUUUACAAGGUUCAGAACAAUUAGGAUGCCGUUUACAUAAUACACGUAAAUGGAUUGGUGCAACCGAGGUGUUCACCUUACUAUCAUCAAUGCGUAUCAAAUGUCAAUUAAUUGAUUUCUAUCGACCGACGGGUGCGGAUGGAACACAUCCAGAAUUAUUUUCAUGGGUACUCAAUUAUUUUCAAUGUGGCAAAGAAUUCCUGCCCCCAUUAUAUUUACAACAUCAAGGCCAUAGUCGUACCAUCAUGGGUGUAGAAUGUGUUAGAGACGGUGGUACCAUACAAUUGUUAAUAUUGGAUCCAAGUCAUUCACCACAACAGAUGGCACAAUUGAAUACGAACAGUACAGCGAGUCAAGGUAUACGAUUGUUACGGAAAGGACCAUCCGCUAUGAAAGCACGUCAGUAUCAAUUGGUUGUUGUUGUUGGUACCAUUGAUUCAGAAGCACAGUAUCAGCAAAGCAAAGUUCUUCGAGGAAUUCGUAUACCACAAGAUCGGUGAAACUUUAGUGACCAUAAAAUGAAUAAUAUCAAUAUUAAUAAAAAU